AUGUUGUUGGAUGAUUUCUGCUCUGUGGUUCUGCUGUCUUCUUUGGUGCUCAGUGUUGCAGCUCAGAUCAUUGAAGAAAAAGAGGAAAAUGAAGAAUCAAGUGGUGGAAAGAGUUUCACAUGUAAAUCAAAUCUUAAGCAUCACAUGAGAAUUCAUACUGGAGAGAAACCAUUCACUUGCGAUCAGUGCGGGAAGAUUUUCACACAAUCAUCAAACCUUAAGGAUCACAUGAACAUCCACACUGGAGAGAAACCUUACAAGUGUUCACACUGUGACAAGAGAUUCAUUGUGUCAUCAAAUCUGAAAACACAUGAGAGGAUUCACACUGGAGAGAAACCUUAUAAGUGUUCACACUGUGACAAGAGAUUCAGUCAGUCAGUAGGUCUGAAAAAUCAUGAGAGGAUCCACACUAGAGAGAAACCUUAUACGUGUUCACACUGUGACAUGAGAUUCGGUGUGUCAUCCAAUCUGAAAACACAUGAGAGGAUCCACACUGGAGAGAAACCUUAUAAGUGUUCACGCUGUGACAAGAGAUUCAGUCAGUCAGUAUGUCUGAAAAAUCAUGAGAGGAUCCACACUGGAGAGAAACCUUACAAGUGUUCACACUGUGACAAGAGAUUCAGUGUUUCAUCAAGUCUGAAAACACAUGAGAGGAUUCACACUGGAGAGAAACCGUAUAAGUGUUCACACUGUGAAAAGAGAUUCAAUAAUUUAUUAAGUCUGAAAAGACAUGAGAGGAGUCACACUGGAGAGAAACCUUACAAGUGUUUAAUCUGUGACAGGAAAUUCAGGGAUUCAUCAAAUCUGAAAAGACAUGAGAGGAUUCACACUGGAGAGAAAGCACAUCACCGCCAUGUACGUGGGAAGCGUACCAUUAAGUCAUCUGUUAUACACAGUCAAACAAAAACCAACCACAGUAAGGCCCUGUGCACGCGGAGACGCAUUUAUCUGUUUAUAUAAAUAUGUUGUAUGGUAUAUGCGUUUCAUCUAGACGGAUCCGACAUUCGGGGAGUGAAAACCCUAUUUUUUUUUUUAAACCAGGUCCCAGAGUGGAUAAAUCUGAAAAUGACACCUUUGUGUUUUUGUGUACUGCCAAUCCAUAUGUUUUGUAAAACAAUGAUGUCAUCACCCCAAGUCUCGACCAUAGUCAGACACCGCUACGUCAUUUAACACCAACAGCAAUGGAGGACUACAUGUUUGUGCUCAUGCUGCAGAAGCUACUGAGCCUGUAAGCUUGACUAAACUUACUAGUAGAGCAGCACGAUAUUGGAAAACAACUCACAUUGCGAUAAUUUUUCUGAUUAUUAGGAACACCAUACUAAUACUGUGUUUGACCCCCUUUCGCCUUCAGAACUGCCUUAAUUCUACGUGGCAUUGAUUCAACAAGGUGCUGAAAGCAUUCUUUAUAAAUGUUGGCCCAUAUUGAUAGGAUAGUUGAUGAAGAUUUGUGGGAUGCACAUUCAGGACACGAAGCUCCCAUUCCACCACAUCCCAAAGAUGCUCUGUUGGGAUGAGAUCUGGUGACUGUGGGGGCCAUUUUAGGACAGUGAACUCAUUUUCAAGUUCAAGAAACCAAUUUGAAAUGAUUUGAGCUUUGUGACAUGGUGCAUUAUCCUGCUGGAAGUAGCCAUCAGAGGAUGGGUACAUGGUGGUCAUAAAGGGAUGGACAUGGUCAGAAACAAUGCUCAGGUAGGC
Molecule: messenger RNA, 1695 nt
Organism: Carassius carassius (crucian carp)
Lineage: Eukaryota; Metazoa; Chordata; Actinopteri; Cypriniformes; Cyprinidae
Product: zinc finger protein 501-like
Exons: 2
Coding region: 1-960 (319 amino acids)
Source: RefSeq, a predicted model, not a curated record